Messenger RNA from Lineus longissimus, 6928 nucleotides. Its product is annotated as rho GTPase-activating protein 21-like. Gene Ontology annotation, molecular function: protein binding; phospholipid binding. The coding region runs from base 293 to 6616 and encodes 2107 amino acids. Lineage: Eukaryota; Metazoa; Nemertea; Pilidiophora; Heteronemertea; Lineidae. The transcript is spliced from 18 exons. The record is from RefSeq and is a predicted model, not a curated record. Gene Ontology annotation, biological process: signal transduction.
AAGGUUAUGCUUCGGAACUGAAUUAUUUCAUGACAAUUUUACCCACAUUAUGUCCUAAAAAACAAAUAUUUUGCCAUUUUAGUAGGCUAUGGAUACGAAAGAGUAGACAUGGAAUAUACAUAGUGUGCGGAUAAUAGUAUUUUAGGAGUGUUUAGGCCGUGAAUCGGCUGUAAAAUAGGUUGGUUUUGAUUUUUGUCCAUGCACGAUGUCCAAUGAAGAUAGGACACUACAUGUAAUGUAGGCGAGCGAAUCCGUCCCAGUGUGAGAAAGAAGGAUUGGGGUUGAGGGAAAUAUGGCAACGGCUAAUGCGCCUGGUCAGAGGGGAAGUUAUGAUGGCAGUGAGAAUAAGGAGAACCAACCAGGUGGCACCAGCUCCUCAUGGCAGGAUCCGCGCACAAUACUCGUCCAACGAACGGAAGGGGGCUUUGGAUUUGUCCUGCGACAUUUUAUUGUCUACCCUCCAGAUGCUCAGGAUUCCGAGAGGGUAGAUGUCGCCUCGGAAGACCCCCACUCAAAUAAACGCACUCGCUUGAGCCAGCAAGAUCCUAUGGACACAAUCUUCGUCAUGCAUGUCAAAGAAGGUGGUCCCGCCCACACGGCUGGUUUACAGGAGGGCGAUCGUAUCCUCUCCGUCAACGGUCAGAGUAUCGCUGGACAGACUUACGCGCAGGUCAUAGGGCUCAUACAGGCCAGUGACGCCACCUUACGGCUUCUUGUGGUGCCAAGGAACGAGGACAUUCUGCAAGUGGCCUAUCAGAGCUCAGCGUACAACCAGGGCUUGGACACGUUCCGAGGGAGCGCCAGCAACAUUCCUUACCCACCAGAUCAGGUAGCAGCCCCACCUCUACCGCAAAGCAGGCCGCCAGAAGUACCGCAGCGGAGACCUUCAUCGUCGAGAUAUCGAUCAGAAGUACGGUUCUCUUCCAUAGACAAGGAUGUUGAUGAUGAUGAAGUGGUCGAAAUGCAAGAAGAGCCGCAGUGUUUCUCUACAGCACCAACGAUGCCACUGCAGUCAGGCUCCAUAUCGAGUCAUGAGUCGAUGGAUAGUCAGCUGUCUCCGGCCUACUUACAGGAGUCAAGUGAUUCUGGGAGAAUUUAUACGUCGGCAGUGACGUGGCCUCGGCGUGGAAGUAAACCGGAAGAAAUGACAUAUCACUCGGGUGUGUCAAACGGACCGCCUGCUCCGGUGCGGACUUCGUCCAAAAAUAUUUCGUUGUCGCACCUUCAGAGAUUUGAGGCAAAGUCGGGAAGUUUGGAAAGUAUUUCUAAAUCAAGUAAAUCAAGUAGUGACAGUUCCGGGUCGAGAAUGGCGGAUAUUAUGUUACGACGUCAGGACUCGAGUGAGAAUUCAGACAACCAGGGGAAUCUGUCUGUGCCGUCAAGUCGCGAUGUAAAUCGCUGGUCUGCGCCCGAGGAGCAGAGGAGUAUACUACAGUAUAAAGAAAGUUUACGGAAGUCGCAAGAGGAUUUAUUCAGUGCGUCGUCUAGGAGUGCCAAACAGGUUGCAGUUUUAUCCAAAUCUGUUACGACGGGUCAACUGCAGGUGGCCCACGUUUCCUCUGCCCCUACGUCACCUUCCAGGCCAAAUCUCCCCUACACAAAAUCGCACACGACCUCGUCUUUACUGAGUAGGAAUAAAUAUUUCGAUAUCGAGUCUGACGGAGGUGGUUCAUAUAAUAACGAGGAAAUCAAAAUAACCGUUGCUGCGUCGACCACGCAGACGUAUUCCACGACGACAUAUGUGACAUCAACUGGUAGUAAUACCGUAGCGACGACCUCAGUGACGAUAAACCCGACCCCUGUCGGAGGAAUCCGGUAUUUACCAGCAUAUAGCAGUCAAUUGCCGGAGCCGGUUACAAAACCACAAAUCAUAAUCCGGAGGCGGAAAAGUUACGAUAAUAUUCUAGACGAUGGCCCACGUGGAAGAGGCGCACUGCGUAAAAUACACGAUAACUUGAGAUCUGACUCAAAUUUAUUACCACGACAACACCGGAUUCCGGUGAAACAUCAGGACACGUCGCCAAGUCAUGUGAUGAAAAUUGAAAAGGAUUAUGGUGCUGAGGGAGUCUCUGUGACGGUAAAGAGAACCCCCAUUCAGGAUACUCAAGGGGGCACUAGCAUUGUCUCCCAGAGACUAAGUCAAUUUGAGGUUGGUAGUUAUGAAUCCUUGCCAAGUUCUACUAACGUGAGACACCAGUUUGAACUCAGAAAAUUAGAAACUAGCGCCCAAAUAGACAGUGUAGCACAGAAAGCGGCAAAAUUUGAUAGUUUUAAUAACAGUGACCAGGUUGAUGGUAACAAUGGUAAUAAAAAAAUAUUAAUUCAAAUACGGAAUCGGCAACCGUAUGACAGUUCUACCCUACCGGCGCUGCGGCGGCCAUAUAUACGCCAACAAGAUCCGCCACCUAAGACUCCCUCUAUUGACCUGCAUAAUGAGGCGCCUAAGUUAAUAAUGGGGACUGCGUUCGAGACUUCAAAGCGGGUCACAAUCGGGCCGACUGGAUGGGAAAAUAAGAGUAAAAGUACGAGUUUCUUGGUGGACGACCGGUCGUAUCCGGAUGGUGGAGCGAUGUCAUCUGUUCGGCCGCAGCAGUCCUAUUCUGUGCUGCAUUCAAACCAGGAUCGCACAAAAUUUACACGGCAGUCGUCGGAAGAGAGGAAUCCCAAUCCCUACACCAAUAGUGAGACAUCGAUGUUUACCUCCUCCCAGUCCAUGUGUAACAUGAGCAGCAGCAGCACAUCGUCGAGCCUUGUAUCGCCAAAUCUACCCAAGGUUGAGCACGACCUGACCUCGUCCCAGGACCGAUCGCCUACUACACCGCCAGGCCUUGAAACCGAUGUGGGAUCGGUCACCCGUCGGAUCAAAGCGACAGGUGCAGAGGAAGAUAACGAUGUGAAACUAUUCCGGCGGAUAUCGUACCUGAAAGCCACAGCCAAGGAACGGGGACAUCUUAACCUGCCUGUCAGUGCGGCCACCUUGGAAGUGGGAGAGGAGGGCGCCGAAGUCAACCCAGCUGAUCAACCGACUACACCAACAAAAACCAGUAUCCGAAAACUUAAGUCUUUCUUUGGAGAAAGGACACCAAAAAUUGUUGAGGCAACAGAGCGUCGGCCCCAGUUUGCAGAUCUAUCGUCACCGCCUGGCGAGAUACUCAAGGAAGGCGUCCUGACCUGUAAAUUAGCUUUAGUUGACGGGAGGCGUGGGAGUGAUCGGUCGUGGAAGCAGAACUGGUGUGUCCUGUGUGGGCACUAUCUGUAUUUCUGCAAGGAAAAGAAAGAGAGUCAGUUGGGCACCCAAGUGAUCAACGAGGAUCUCCCCAUCUCGAUCAAAGGAUGUACCGUAGACAUCGCGCACAGUUAUACCAAGAAAAAACACGUCCUCCGCCUGUGCACGCAGAACAACUGUGAAUAUCUUCUCCAGGCAGACGACCAUGAGUCCAUGAUGAGCUGGAUUAAUGCCCUCCAGGCUGCGUGUGCUCUUGAUGAGGAGGAGGAUCAGACCCUGAAGAGUCAGUCCAAUCUAAUUGUCAAGAAGUCGAAUCAGCACGACCACCAGACACAAAAGAUGUCGCCACUCGUACCGCCAAAGUCGACAGUCAAGAAAAUUGCUGCCUUAUCCUUCCGUGCCAGAUCACCAGGUCAUUCACCGGGAAUAAGACCUCGAAAAGAGGAAACACCAAAGACUAAAGAUUCGUCAAAGGAACUUAAAACUUGGAAGGGGAAAGUUGUGAAGAGUUUCAAGCGGUUGGGUUCUGCGUCGGACACGCUCGCACUGGCUCACCAUGAAGCCGACCUCGACGAAACUGAGGAAGAAGUCCGACAGACGUUUGGGGUUCCGCUGGCUUUAUGUCCUCCCUCAACCUUCAGUGAGUUUAUUCCCCUGGUGGUAGAGUUGUGCACUACGAUAAUCGAAGUGAAGGGACUGGAGUACACUGGUAUCUACCGCAUUCCCGGUAAUAGUGCCACAGUCAAUAUGCUACAAGAUGAAUUGAAUAGGGGUUUAGAUCAAGUGAACGUGGAGAAUGAGAAGUGGCUGGACAUCAACGCCGUCGGUAGUCUGCUCAAGAGUUUCCUUAGACAGCUCCCUGAGCCGCUAAUAACAUAUGAAUUGUACAAUAUGUUUAUCCAAGCGAACCGUAUUGAUAAUCCAGAGAAGCGGAUGUUGAACCUGAAGAGAUUAAUACACGAACUGCCCGAGACGCACUUUGAGACGUUCAAGCAUCUAGCUCAACAUCUCAACACUGUCGCUGCCCAUGGACAGUACAAUAAGAUGGACGCCAAGAAUCUGGCCAUCGUGUUCGGGCCGACGCUCAUCCGCAAUGUGAGCGAGGAUCGUGUUGCCAUGGUAGCGGACAUGUCAGAUCAGUGUCGGAUUAUAGAGAGCAUAAUAACUCAUAACGACUGGUUCUUCAGUUCAUGGGAUGUUGACAAUGAGAUCCCCUUGGACAAUGGAGGGGAAGAUCAUCCACCGUCCGCUACCACACAGACCAUGGUUGCUGAUGAGGGUGGUCUGAACCUAAAGGAACUGGUCGCCACCAUCGUCCAGGCAGCUAAUAAGAAGCUUCAGGAGCGUGAUGCGAGGGAAGCAGCGAACGGCGGACCCCAGACGACGUUCACCCUGUUCGGGGAAAGGAACAUCGACGAAGAAGUCUCAAAACGGAAAUAUCAGGAACGGAAUAUUGACGAGGAGGUGUCAAAACGGAAAGAUACGGUUAAAGUCGAGGCAACGUCAACAGUUACUGCGACGACGACAACAACGAAGGAGACGGAGAGUCGAAAAACUGAGAUCUCAACGCGUGAGGGAAUUUUUACGGCGAAGAUGGUGUUUCUGCAGGGGCGGCAGGCUUCUGAGAGUUCACUUUCUGAAGAUGUUCUCUCUGAUCCUGGUUUAUCCUCCAGCCAAUCAACGCAGAGUUUUCAGGGCCGGUUUGGCCGAUUUCAGAACACUGCCUUACCAGGGCGCUUAACUUUAGGGGAUAAUCAGUUUCCGCGGCGGCAUUCCGAAGAGAUUGUGCUUGAUCGGCAUCCGUCGCCGGAUAACCGGACUUCGACGAGUAGUUUUGAGUCGGCGGUGUCGGUGCAGGAGCAGCAGAGACAAAAAGAUAUCUCUCGGUUUCGGAAAGCGGAGUCGGAGGGCGCUGCUAGCGAGAAACGCAUGUUAGAUAAACAAUGGGUCGAAAAAGAAUUACGGAAAACUCAAGAGGAGAUAGAGGAAGAUGAAGACUGCCUUGAAGAUUUUAUCGGCAAUACAAACAAGAUUUCUCGGAAGAUUUCCGAUUUCACGAGCCGCAUGGACUCGAAUAAUCAAGGGGAUUCCAGGUCGGUCACCUCGGAUUACUCAACUAUGUCCUCGACGAAAGAGGUCGCUCCUAACAGCAGCCAAUCGGAUUAUUCUAGUAACGCCUCGACUGCCAGUUCGAUUUGGAAACCAACCUUACCGCCACCACCUGAUAAAAAUCGCAGUCACUCUCUGACAAAUUUGAACAACAACAGUGGUUCUAUGGACACCAGUUUAAAAGGCGGGAAAUUCUUCGCCGUGAAAAUUAAACCUAUGAAACAGGAGGUAGACAAAACAGAUAACAUUACUCGGAGUUUGCCGACAGACUCUUCGGAACCGUCAUCGUCGCAGCAAUCUAGUCGGAAAGGUCGUUCCGUCAAUUUCAAAGUGGGUGGGGAGGAUAUGUCCCCAGAGGAUAAGUGUACUCUUUCCCGCGCCGGUUCUCUGCGGCGUGGCUCUUUAGACUCUCUGAGAGACUUUUACGAAAAGAACGAGUACACUGCAUCCUUUGCUUCAAGUAGUUCGGAGGAUGGUUCCGAUCUUUUGACUAGUUUGACAACGACUUUCGAUCAAAAGCUGCGGAUUUUGCUCGAUCCGAAAUUUAAAUUAGACACGUCUGGUGGUGGCAUCGUGGGACUUGCUACAGCUAAACACGAGGAUAUUGCGCAGAAAAUCAAAGAUGUCAAUUCUAAUAGUGUAAACGUUGAGGAGAAGGGAAACGGCCACAAACGAGGAUUUCAGGAUCCGAGUUUGCACCGGUUCGCUUCCGACUCGAAAGUGGGGAUUGCGUCGCGUUUUGAACGCCCAGAACUUGAAAUACCCGAUAGUGUUCUUCAGAAACACCACCGGGAAAUUCCGCCCGAGGGGAGAAAAACUCGAAUGGGGAAAGUGAAGGCCUUUGUGUCAAAGGUGGAAAAAUCGGACUCCUUCCCAAAGUCACAUGAAGCCCCCUUAGGGGAAAGUUCUAUGGGGGCGGUCGCAACUGUGAUGUCUGAUCCAGGUCUUGCGGCAGCAAAAUGUAAGUCUGCUUCCCCGCCAGUGCGGCGCAAAAAUGCGUCUAGUUUACGCAAGCGGCGCCACACUGUGGGGGGAAUUCGUGACUUUGAGGAUGUGAUGACAAUGAUACGUGAACAGGAACCGAAGCCUGUGCGAAAAACGUCAACAUCGGCGUGGGAUCGUCUGCAACCGGGGGGUAGAACUGGUGCGGGAAAUCUUGUUACACAAGAACGGACAGUACAGUCGUGGAUACAGCAAGAGAGAUUACGUAGUAGCUCCUCGGAUGUCAGUCAAGCGUCAUCUGAUGGUCGAGGCCCGAAGAGGUGCGAGAGUGGCGUGUAGGGUCAAGUCUUAAUCAAGCCAGCCUGAUUGGGUUGUAAAUUUGAUAUAAAACACUGUACAUUUGUGUACAGGGAAUAUCAGGCUGGCUUGAGAUUAGGAUCUAUAUUUAGCGUAAAUGUGUGUUUCUUUUGUAAGGCUUCAUUUCAAUUUAACCCCCUAGCCCUUGAGAGGUAUUUUUUGAUGUGAUCAAGAAAAUUUAAAAUGAAAAUGGAUACGAUGUAGUUUUCGUAAAAGCCUGGAAUUUACAUCCAAAAUGUCUUCAGGUCUUGAAAAAGAACUUCCACCGCAAACCAUUUGGUUCAGUAUUAUAUG